AUGCCUGGAUACCGAAGAAGAACCGGACGCAAAACCGGCUCCUUCCCUGAAUUUUGGCCUGAUGAGCAUGAUGUUCCUGUCAACCUCGUAUCGACCUACAAUGCGUUCAUGAGAAAGCCUGAGCUGCUACCAGGAGAAGAGGUUCAGAUUGUGGACUACACUCACCUCAACUCCGAAAGCCCCGGAAAAAGAAGCAAGGUUAGGAUUGAUUGGAUCAAUUACACUUGGCACCGAGAGGUGGUCCCAAUCCGCAAAGGCGAAGUGGAGGACAUCGUUCGUGCUGAGGCAGACUCUCUGGGCUUGAAGUACGUAGGGAUCCGCCAGGGCCCCCAUAACACCGAAAGCGUUUACGAAAACGGGUUCCCGACUAUGAUUUGGGACCCGAGAACCGGCCGAACCAGAAAGCAGCAGAGAAAAGCCGACUGGCACAUCACCCUCGUAAUGGGCCACAGUAUCAAUGAGAUUGUCCUGCACGGACAUAUGUUCAUUAACUGGGACGGAUUGGCCGAUACUCCCAUCACGAUCGUGACAAAUCCGAAGCCGAAGACGGAAGGGGGGGAGAGGGAAUUCUUACAUGGUGGGCCCGAGGUUUGCAAGCAAUAUUGGGGCACUGUUAGGGGUAGUACUCUGCCCUUGAAGGGCGUCGCAGAAGCUGCUCCGGAAGCUCCCACUACUUAG
Messenger RNA from Sordaria macrospora k-hell, 678 nucleotides. RefSeq lists its product as uncharacterized. Lineage: Eukaryota; Fungi; Ascomycota; Sordariomycetes; Sordariales; Sordariaceae. The record is from RefSeq and is a predicted model, not a curated record.